Molecule: messenger RNA, 413 nt
Organism: Sander lucioperca (pikeperch)
Lineage: Eukaryota; Metazoa; Chordata; Actinopteri; Perciformes; Percidae
Product: microfibril-associated glycoprotein 4-like
Exons: 4
Coding region: 151-399 (82 amino acids)
Biological process (GO): elastic fiber assembly
Source: RefSeq, a predicted model, not a curated record
ACAUGUUUUAUCGCUGUGAAACAGCAGCUGCUCAGUAACUUAUUAAUCUUAACAGUAUAAAUUAGUGCGAGAGAGACACCAGAGACAUCAGAGUGUCGAGACACACUGACAUCAGGAUCUUCAUCAGAUCACUUCUGCUGAAAUCUGACCAUGAAGCUGGUUUCAGUCGUCCUCCUCCUGCUGGCUCCUCUGUUGAUCAGCUGCCAGCAGCUCGUUCUGCCGUUGGACUGCAGUGAGAUUUAUAAUAAUGACAACAGCCGACCCAGUGGAGUGUACACCAUCUAUCCCAAAGGACCCCCUUCUGCUGUCCAGGUGUACUGUGACAUGGAUUCACAAGGAGGACGGUGGACGGUGUUCCAGAGGAGGAUGGACGGCACGGUGAACUUCUACAGGGGCUAGGAUCAAUACAAGAC